AUGUAUUCUCGCUGCCGCGUGAUCGUGUUGGUUCUCACGGUGCUGGCCAUUGUGUGCGUCUUUUUUUCUCAUAUCUUUCCUGUGUUAAUUAAGAAGAGUGAAUCUCUUAAAACGGUGUAUACACUGUGGUACGCGCAGUCGACUUUGCCGGAUGGCAGCAGUAUCAGACGUGCUGUUGCUGGAAGCUCUUGCGGUCAGUACAGGACUUUUUUUCAAGCGGCUGAGGCUUUCUCUGUUCUUUCAAUUGGCAUUGGCCUCGUCAUUGCUGUGUUUUGCUUUUUUCAGUUUCUGUGCGUGAAAGUACGUUUUUUUUUUUGUUUUAUUUGGUGCUUGAUGUUUCUUGCGUUUCUUUUCUGUGGAGCGUGUGUAGCGGUUAUUGUGUAUGGGUACAUGAAGGGUUUUUGCCAGGGUGGCGGCCCGAUCUCUCUUAAUUUUGCACCUUUUAAGGAUCAGGGCUUCGAUUUUGGGGUUUCUUUCUAUUUCAUUUGCAUUGCCUGUGGUCUUUUUCUUCUUUCCAGUUUUUUUGAGUGCUUUGCAUAA
Molecule: messenger RNA, 540 nt
Organism: Trypanosoma cruzi
Lineage: Eukaryota; Euglenozoa; Kinetoplastea; Trypanosomatida; Trypanosomatidae
Exons: 1
Coding region: 1-540 (179 amino acids)
Source: RefSeq, a predicted model, not a curated record